AGUCUAGAAACUAUCUUGUAAAAGUGAACACUAAAAUGGCCGGAGCCGGUAAGGAUAACAUUGAAUAUCUGAAACAAGAUGUACCAAAGUUUAUUAGAGACUUUAAGAGCAAGACAAACCAAACUGAGGCACCAAAUAUAGAUUCAAAACGAAAAAAAGUGGAUGACAAUGAUGAUGAUGCCGAUAUACAACGCGCGGAUGAAGCACCUACUAUUUCUAUCGAAGGGAAUAUUUCGGUUGAAGAAGUGGAAGCUUUUGCGAAAGAUUCAUUUGGAGAAAAAGCUGAGCUAAAAAUCGAAACGUCAAGUAAAAGACUGCAUGAAAAAGAUGAUGAACUAGCGGAGGAUGGAAAGGUUGUGUUUAAAAAACCAACAAAAGAGAAAUUGAAAGAUAAAUCAACAAAAAACAAGAAAAAACAGAAAAGUCAAAUGAAGCAAGUGAAGAAUACGAAUCUUCUAUCGUUUGGCGAAGAGGAAGAAGAUGAAUAAAUAAAACUAUCCUUAUUAGCGAAGAAACCUUUUCGUUGAUGCUCGUACGUGAAUUUAAAAAAAGUCAUUUUUUCGACAGUCAUCCCUUUAACCGCAGUAAGAAAUGAAAUAUAAUAUUGUCUGCGCUAACAAACAAUUACAAAUGUAUAGCGGAUAAAGAAAAAGAAAUUUUGUUGUACAAGUUUUAGUGUUAAAAAGUGUUUUUUAUGACUUACGGUUA
This is a messenger RNA of Hydractinia symbiolongicarpus, 708 nucleotides long. RefSeq lists its product as uncharacterized. The transcript is spliced from 3 exons. The coding region runs from base 36 to 488 and encodes 150 amino acids. NCBI's taxonomy places the organism in Eukaryota, Metazoa, Cnidaria, Hydrozoa, Anthoathecata, Hydractiniidae. The record is from RefSeq and is a predicted model, not a curated record.